Panicum virgatum (switchgrass) is the source of this 7683-nucleotide messenger RNA. RefSeq lists its product as uncharacterized. NCBI's taxonomy places the organism in Eukaryota, Viridiplantae, Streptophyta, Magnoliopsida, Poales, Poaceae. The record is from RefSeq and is a predicted model, not a curated record. The coding region runs from base 6015 to 7301 and encodes 428 amino acids. The transcript has 9 exons.
CUCGGAUUCCAGUGUGUUGAUUUUUGCGUCAACAGCUGGUAUCAGAGCGAUGCAAAGCAUGUGCCAAAGAAUACAACUAGUUUUCAAAAGAAUUUCUUAAAACUUGACCCACAAAAAUUGAGUUUGAAAAUUGCGUUUGGUCGUUAAGGACAGUGUUAGUUCGUAAAGCCCUAAGGAAAUUGGGAGCAUGAUCAGGUGGUUAUUUAAGGAUGUUAGAUAACUAACUUUCUUCAGUAUAUACACUGAAGUUCUGCAGGUACGCUAACCAUGAUUUUGAUAAGCUAAGACCGACUAGUUAUUUGGCUAGUUAAAUAGGGAGAGCCGUAUACCUCCGAAUUUUGUACAUAAUACCAAGUUAUAUUGGUUCAUUUGUGAGGAUGACUAGGAUGUGCAUGCAUCAUAUCAUUCUUAAACAAACUUGAAUCUGUUGUGUUUGGUUAAGAAAAUUUGAAUUAAGCGUGGACACAGUAGUAAAUCACUUGAAAAUCAUUUAACUUCAUGUCUUGCUUGAUUAGAAAAUGAAUAUCUGGAAUCUUGAAAACAGUUUGUUGGCUUGAUUCUUGCUGAAAACCUGUUUCUGAACGGGUGUGUUAGCGAGAUUUAAGACAUGAAAAGUUUUGGCCGAGUAUAGUCUAUUUAGUACACAAAACACUAGCUCUCUCGGUACUGAAUUUUUUGGGUAAAUAGCAAGUUGAAAUUUUAGGAAUAAUGUCAUUUUAGAGUUAAUCUAGACCUAGGCUUCAUUAGCACGAGUUGUGCCUAAACAUCUUGGGAGUAUCCUGGCCCAAAUUGAGAGUUUUUAGAUAUCAACUUCACCCAAUGAAUUUCCAUCAGCCUUGCCCACAAACUGUCCAUAGCCCAAACAGAGAUUCAGAAAUGGAAAUUUCUUAAUCAUCUUGAUCUGGAAAUUAGCCAAAUUGACUACUGCAGUCUCAAUUCAAUAUUUAUUCAGUUACUGUCAAAGGAAUUCAAGGGGUUGGAUGAAUGGAAUAUGAGUUGAGAUAUUUUCAGUAAUUGCAGCUUUUUGAACAAACUGAAAACAAGCCUUUUGAGUUCUAUGUCCAAUGAGUCAUGGAAAUGAUAUUAAUUCUUUGACUAAUACUGAGUUUCCAUAUCUCAGAUGGUGGUGACACCCGGCAGUUCAAGUGGUUUGGGAGGAGGAGGCAAUAAUCCACCACUGCCACCACCAGGUUUUGCCAGAUUGUCCAAGGGCAGCAACCACAUCAGCAGCGAGGAGGGCACCAUGACAACCAGCCUCAAUCAGCAACCUAUCUGGAUUUUCUUGGUACUCAGCCUCCUUUAUUCAACCGAACGGAGGAACCUUUGGAUGCUAAUGCUUGGAUUCGCACCAUUGAGUCCAAGUUUACACUUCUUCAUGUCCCAUGCUCCGAGGAGAACAAAGCUCGCUUUGCAGCGCAGUAGCUCCGCGAAUCAGCACAUUUAUGGUGCGAUCAUUACAGUGCCAUGCUCCAAGCUGGCCAUGUUGUCAUCUGGGAAGAAUUCAGAAAUGCAUUCAGAAGCCACCACAUUCCAGAGGGACUUAUGGACAGAAAACUCAAUGAAUUUCUGGCACUUACACAGGGCAAUAGAAUUGUUGUUCAGUAUACUCAAGCCUUCAAUGACCUGAGUCGGUAUGCAGGCUAUCAUGCGAAUACUGACGCUAAAAAGCGUGUUUGUUUCUACCGGGGCCUUAACACCAAGCUAAAGGACCGCCUGAAUCCCAUCAGAGUUGACACCUACAAUGAGCUGGUUAAUUUAGCAAUUACUCAAGAAGAUUGCUUCACAGCCCAUCAAGUAGAAAAGAAGAGGAAGGCACCAGCUGGACCGUCAAUUGCUCAGCCCCCAAUAUAUCAUUUAGUGCAGAACAAUCCACCCCAAAAUUCUCAGAGGAGCGCUCAGCAAGGGAGAUGGGUGAUUCGGCCUCAGUAGGAACAACAAAAUCGUACAGCACCCUCUUCUCAACAACAACAGCAGAGGUUCAAUGCUCAUCACCAGGCAAUGACAACCGCUGUUUUAGAUGUGGAAGACCAAAUCAUUUUGCUAGAGACUACCCGCAAGCCGGACAACAAAAUCAAGGCCAAGGAUCCCACCAAAAUAAUCAGAACAAGAACAAGAGGCAGACCAUUCAAGUAAGACAAGGGCGGGUCAAUUUCAUCACUCUUGCACAACAUCCUGAGGGAGCACCAGUGAUGACGGAUGGGACGAUUUUAGCUGAUGAGAACUAUGAGUUGGUGCCGGAGAAUGGAGGGAUUUCUGGAGCUCAGGUGAACCAAUCUGGAAUUUUUGAAGCUCAAGUGAACCAAGCUGGAAUUUUUGAAGAACUGAACCAGAGCGAGAUUGCUGACUUAACUAACAUAUCACAAGAAGGCAAGCCCCAGAGCAUAACCUAUAUUUUUACCUGUUAUGCAAUUCACAUAUAUGUUUAUAUAUCUGUACUUGUUUGUGCAUUUAAAUUAUAGAAGUUGAAUGAAACCUUAGCUGCAUAAUCUUAGGUACUCUUGUAUUGCUUACUAGCUUUUGGUUGAGUAGCUGCCUUGCUAAAUAGGGCUGGUAAAAGUCGAGUGAUUUCCUGUCACUCGCGAGAAAAAUAGGAGUUGCUUGAUUUAUCUACAUGCUGCAACUAUAAGGAUUGACGGGCGGGGUAAAUGAUAAGAUGAUGUUAAUGUUGAUGAUGAUGAGAUGGAACCCCGUCUGUCUAGUGAUGAAAAUGAUAAGACCGUAGAUGUGUGGUAGUGGUGGUUAAGUGUUUGAACAUACUAACCAAAUGCUGUGAAAUAUGGUAAGCAGUAAGCAGAGUACCUGAUUGGACCUGGGAGUGGACUUGUCCCUCACCCUCUUUGAAAGAUGUUUCUCAUGCGGGUGCAAGAGCAGCCACGCCCUGUGAUGUUCCGUGGUUCGUGGACCUCUUGUACUCGAGGGGGGUGACCCUAAUCCACGAGCUGGAAAAGAGAAGGAAAAUGUUGUGUGGGCUAGGAUGCUCCCCAUGCGUGUGAGUUAGGUUUUCCCUAGUCAGGUUAACAAAUUCGAUUCGAAUCGUCCGUUUCUCACCGGUUAUUGAGACUGUUGAACCUUUUGCCACAUCGAGUAACAUGUGGAACUUGAUGAUGUUGAUGAAUCUGGAUGUUUGUAUAAGCUGAUUGCAACUUGAGGACUUAACAGCCCGCGGCCGUGCUGUAUAGGGUCAGACGGGAAACCAUUAAUCAGGAUCCCGGAAGUGGAGGUGGUUAGUGUUGCCGCAAUCCAGUUCCUCCAGUGUUGGGGAAAGCCUCUAUGCUACAUCAAAGCAAGCAGGUAGUCCCAGAGCACAUAGUCAAAGGUUUUUGAGAUGUCGAGCUUGAUGAGUAGCGAAGGUGUCCCGUUACAAUGGAAGCACUGCACAAUAUUUUUGACGUAAAGAAAGUUGUCGUGGAUGCUUCUUCAAGCGCCGCACAAUAUUUUUGACGUAAAGGAAGUUGUCGUGGAUGCUUCUUCCCUUUAUGAAGGCACUUUGGCAAGGGGAGAUGAGUUCCUUCAUUUUCGGUGCUAGUCGUAUUGCUAGUAAUUUGCUGAUGAUUUUUGCAACGGCGUGGAUAAGACUGAUUGGCCUGAAGUCCGUGAUCAACUCUGCCCCAUCUUUUUUGGGGAUUAGAACGAUGUUUGCUUUGUUGACCAAGUUGAGGUUCUCGCAGCGUCCCAUGUGAUAGCUGCGACAAUGGCACUCCAGCAAGCUUUGAAGAAAUAGCCCAUGUAGUCAUCCGGCCUUGGCGCUUUAUCGCACGGAAGUUGUCUGAUAGCUACGAGUACUUCCAGCUCAGUGAAAGGAUCAUCCAAGGAGGAGGGGUUCACCGUGGGGAGGCAUAGGGCAUCUCAUUGGAAGUCUCGAGAAGUAGCUGGUGGAUCCGCCAUCACUGUGGAGAAAUGGUUUUGAAUAAUCUGCUGUUUGUCUUGGUGGGAGAAGGCUCAGCCCUGGUCUUUCUGCAGGCGUUGAAUAAAAUUUUUCUACCUUCUUGAGUUCCCCUUGAGGUGGAAGAAUUUGGUAUUCGCGUCUCCUUCUCGGAUGUAGGUGACUCGUGAAAAUUGCCGUUUCCUGGCCUUUUCAAUUACCGCCCAACCAAUUCAAUUACCGCCCAACCAAAGAUGCACUUCUUGAGUUUGCUCCUUAAUCGAUGUUCAGACUCGGUAAAAUCUCUAGUUUCUUGAGCCAUGUCCAGUCUCAAAAUGAACACUUGGGCCAUGAGGAGCUUGAGUUUAAUGUCCGAGAUUAAAGAUUUGCUCCACCUCCUUAGAGCUUUUGCGGUUAUGUGGAGCUUGUGGCCAAGCCUAUGGAAAGGUUCGGUAUGCGUGGUAGGCUGUGACCAAGCAGUAGCUCGUGCCUAGUCUUCGUCGCAUUCCGACCAUAGUAUAAAUUAAAUCUCCCACAUUUGCAUUUGUAUAAUCAGUAUCAACUUUUAACUUAGGCCGUACUAAUCAGAACAGAACUCGAAGGCCACAGGUGAUAUGGAAGUAUCGGCCGGCGGAGAAUAGAGAAAGAGUAACAAACGCAGAUGUUGACAUAGAGCGACGCAGUGGCAUUGCUAACACGGGAGGUAGCAGCAGGUUCACUGGCAAGCGGCUAGGAUGUGUUUGGUUACUCGUAUGGGUAAUGUUUGCAACCGUGGAUCCGUAAAGAAGAGUACUUGGUUGCCUAUAUAAGCAGAUGAAUAAAUAUACUUUCAUCCUCGCCGGUGGAUACGCCAAAUUGGCCAUCUUUACACGCAAGUUCGGUGGCUUAUUGCAUCUACUUUGAGCCUACUCUGUCUCACAUGUACUGUUACUUGCGUCCAUCCAUGUAACCAACCAAACAUGGUUAUAAGAAUGAUACAUUUGUUCGUACAUUCCUACUACCAACCAUAGAGUAAACUCCGCCAGCAGUCCUCAAAUUUAUCAUGAGUUCCCAUCCUUAUAUUCUCAAAAUGCAUAUAUUAGUUCUUAAACUUAUCCCAUAUCAUCAUCUCGGUUCUUAAACUUAUCGGGGGUUCUUAUUUAUCCCGAUUCUGAUUACUCUUAAAAUACACAUAAUUUAAUGGCUGUUAAACUAUCUCGGUCCAUAAUUUAUUCUACACUCUCAUCCAAAUCCAUAUGCUUCUAUAAUAUAUUAUUAUUUAUUUUUAAAACAACUUUGUGAAUUGUUUCAAAUUUGUCUGGACUUCAAAUCAAGUUCGAUUUCCACUCAUAGUGAAUCCGAAAUUUAUGGAUAAUUGUCAUGAAUUGAAUUGAAAUAGCAAAAUCUAUAAAUAAUCUAGAGUCAAUUUUUUGGUGAUUUUCUCAAAAAUUUUAAAGCAAAGGAUAAAUGCUUUUAACAUUCUUUUUUAAUCUCUAAAUAAAAUCAAGUAUUAAAUAAAUGUAAUAAAAAAACUCUAAAAUCAUCAAAUAUUGUGUCCAAGAUGAUGAUUGUCUGAUGAAUUUUUUAUUAGUUUUGAGUGAGAUUAUAAUUUGAUUUGAAAUUCUUAAAGUUUGAUACAAUCCUUUAUCUUCUAAGUACAUGAAUGCAUUUCGGAAGUAUAUAGAUCUGUGUGGGAGUAUGAGAUAAGUUCACGGACCAUUAUGUGUUAUGUGCAUUUGAGUGUAUAAGGACUGCGAUAAGACUCAGAGCAAGUUUAAAGUUUAAGGACCACGGUAAGUGUGGAGGACAAGUUUAAGAGCUAUUAUGUGCAUUUUAAGAGUACCGGAACUGGAAUAAAAUUUAAAAACAAGUUUAAGAACCACUAGUAAAAUUUACUCGAAACCAAAUAUUUUUCACGAUAUAUUUUCUUCAUUUUAAAUUCAUAGAUUUUACUAAGUAUAUAAACGUAAACGAUGUGUAUAUUUUGAAAUGGAGUACGGCACGCAACUUGGUGCGAGCAAGCAAACCCAUGCUUGCGGUGUCACGCAGGCAAACCGUGCGUCCGUGCUAGUACAUCGGAGUAUAGGACCCUCGCAGGCUCGCACAAUGUGCCGUGCGCGGUGCGUCCGUGCCUACUGACGAGCAAUAAAAGAACAGCAGAAGAAAAAAAAAAAUGCUGGCUCUGCUUCCUCCCGCCUCUUCCAUCUGUGCCGUCGCCUUCCACCGCCGCCUCCGAGUUCCCCUCGCCCCGCCGCGGACGCUUCCCCGCCUCGGCGCUUCCCCCGCGCGCUCCAUUAUGGCCUUCUCCGCUGAGCCGGCAUCGGGAGAAGAGAAGGCAGAAGCGGAGGAGGAAUCCCGCCCCACCACCGCCGCGACCAGCGGCGGCGCCGGUGACGGUGACGGGAGCGAGGUGAGCCACGAGGAGUGGCGUCGCUGGGGAACCUCCUCGCCGCUUCCAGCCGCGGUGGCCGCCGUCAUCCGCGAGCUGCUCGAGAUGGAGGCCGCCGCCGGGGAGAAGAUGCGCUUUGCGGGCGUCGGCUCCAAGCUGAAGGGUGAUUUCAAGGACAUGGAGGACAAGAAGCACAGGGCUGUCUACGAGACGCUUGGCGACUCCGACCAGAAGCUGCAGUAUUUCUCGGCGCGGCAGAUUGGUUGCCGUUUGCUUGGGAGCAGAGGGUAUUUGUGCCAGAAGUGCUGGUUACCAACUGAAGACUGUAUGUGCGCAAAUAUUGUUCCCUGCAAUCUUUGGAGGGGAAUGAAAUUCUGGUUGUACAUGCACCCAAAGGACUUUUUGCGUCAAAAUAACACCGGGAAGUUACUCUGGCAAGUAUUUGGCAUCCAAGCUGCACAGCUUUGCCUCUUUGGUAUCCAGGAGCAUGAAGAUAUAAUGUGGGAUGCAUUUCAUCGUUCAGGAAAGGGGAAGAUUUCAUUUCUAUAUCCAAACAAGAGUAUCAUUCCCAAGUCAGUCAAAGACCUCAAAUUUGAUGGUUCGUCCUUGACUUCUGACCUUCAUGGGAUGGUAUGUAUUAUGUUCUUUAAGCUGGCAUUCCAUGACUUGUAUCUUAGCACAAACACAAGUUCACCGGAUGAACCUUUCAACUUCGUUUUGCUUGAUGGUACCUGGAGUAAUUCUGCAGCACUAUACAGAAGGUUGAAGGAGAGAUGGACUGCAAGAUGGGGAGAUGAAGAUAUUCCUUGUAUCUCACUAUCUACGCUUAGUGCCUCAGUGAUGCAUAAACUGCGACCGCAACCAGCAUGGGACCGUACCUGCACUGCGGCAGCUGCAGCUGGACUCCUCUGGGAGUUGAACUUGCGGCCUGAGCUCAGCACAUAUGAAUUUGAAAAGCAAGCUGAGGCAGUUGAAUGCUCACUAGAUAUCUUGCUGGAUGCUCUCACCACCCGACGGGUUCGUCUGGGCCGAUCAAUAACCCGAAAACAGAGACAUAAUAGGAACAUAUAAGGAAAGAAGCUCACAGUAGCAGAGGAAGCAUAUAACUUGAAAUGGAAGGCUGAUGGAGCGUUUGGUUUUACGCCCAUGCCGGCCCAACUAACUUUUUGGUACUUGACUGUGAUUGCUCUGCUUGUUUGGAUGGACACCAACCUUACACAUACCCAUGCCGCAUCCGGAUGUAGUGUUUUCUGUGCCCACCGCCCAUGCGAGGGCAAAAUGGGCGGCAGCUGAUCCAGGGUAGUCUCCGAGAGCAAAAAUGUUAUGGCUGGUCAAGGAUUAUCAAGGAAAAAUACGGUAAUUUUGCAAGAUUCAGCAACACCAAUUUGAUGUGUAAACAUUCAAUGAGUUCCAAUCUAUGAAACACGGAAAACACAACAAAUCAUAGUGCUAA